AAUUACGUAUACUUUUCCAACCGUUGGCGUCGAAUUGCUUUUAAGUGAAUUGCAUGGUGUCUUGCUUUUAUCUGUGUAUCAUACAGAUUAGAUCAUAAACAACGUAGGUUAAAGUGGUUGCUCAUUAGCACUCAUAAUCAAAUAAUUCAAUGACGGAUUGCGCGAGAGUAAACUAGCGUUUAGCGUGUUUAGGGCAUGGUCAAAGUGUAAAGCGACCGAUUUCGCGGAUUAGCCAGUGUGGCAUCGCAAUAUUGAUAUUACGUCACAAGCGCGCCAAAACUGACGUUCUGUGAGGGGGAAGUAUCAAGCCGCUGCAUUAUAUUUUAUGCAAACAUAUUCACACAUGUUGAAAUGAUCGGUUGGUUUUUGUCCCUGGCAGAGCAGAGACUGAAAGGGUAGGAAUCUUUGCGUACGUGUCAAGUUUUUUUCUUCUAUCUUUCUGUUCUGGGUUCAUGUAUAAUUAAACAGAAGGGUGAUAUCCCGGGGAGACCCAGAAGCUCUCCGUACCAGUAGAACUUACACAAACUGUUGUUCACUGCGACUGCCCCCCGUACGCUCUAUUUAUACAAGAACCAACGAUCCGAAAAAUUUUGAGGUAGAGCUCAUUUCAGCGACUCGGAAUCUACUACUUUGAAGCUCUCUGAGAAUCAACUGAUCAACGAUAAUUCUUUAAUUGACUAAUCUGAUAAAAAUGUCCAUGUUUUCGGAUUACCCGACCAUUACUGAUUCCAUUCGCGGCCCCGGAGUAUUGGACAUGUUGGGAGGAACUAUACCCCGUCCCCCUGAUCUAUCUUUGGGGAACAGACCAGAAUCGUACAACCAACACACAAUCGAAGGAAUUCUCGGAACACGCGGUAGAGAGGGCCUGUCUUUGGAGCGAAUCAAUAAAGACAUGGAAAGAGAGAUUAAUAAGACCAUCCAUCAUGGUUCAAAUGAAAAUACUCCGUCAUCUUUGGAUAAAACGGAAUCUCCGGGAAACAGUGUAAAAUCCGGACCAAAUUCUCCGGAUAAAUUUAUCAAACAGGAGACAGACGACAAUGAUGACGAUGUAAAGAAAGACGAUAUUAGCGAUGGGGACAAAAGCAAGAAACGCCGAAAUCGGACUACGUUUACCAGCUUCCAGUUGGAAGAAAUGGAAAGAGUAUUCCAGAAAACCCAUUAUCCGGACGUGUAUGCACGUGAACAGCUAGCAUUGAGGUGUAACCUCACAGAAGCAAGGGUUCAGGUUUGGUUUCAAAACCGUCGGGCCAAGUGGAGAAAGAGGGAGCGGUUCGGUCAGCUGCAGGGAAUGAGGGCGAUGACGGGCGGAUCCAACCCGUACGACUUCCAGCUCACACCAAGACAUGAUGCUUAUCCGCAGCUUCAACACAACCCGUGGGCAACAUCACCUCAAAUUCCUUAUUCUAUGCAAAAUUCCACUUGCAUGGCCUCGCAGUCCACAGUCCCCAAUUUUAUGGGACUGGCACAUCCUAGCCAUUUGUCGUCAUAUCCUGUCAGCCACCAGCCGACAAUGUCCCUACCCGUGUCUCAAUCGCCGCCGCUUGAUCCGUGCGAAAAUUCCGAGAGAAGAAGCACUAGUAUUGCCGCUCUUAGACUCAAAGCCCAUGAACACGGGGUGGCCAUGGGAAUAUUUGGUGCGUAUGGCAAGUGACAAUCAAUGUGGAGAAAAAAAUGACAAUAUAUUCAAAGAUGUGGACCUAAAACUGUGUUGUAAGUAAUUCGGUGUAUAUAAAUUAUUGUCUGGAAUGUGAAGAAAUGUCACGUUGACUUGAAUUUAUUUUACAGAUAUGCGUCCUACUGGUUUAAUGUAUAUUUGUAAGAAUGUGCAAAGAUUUAUACAACUGUGCCUCUGAAUGGAUUAUAUCGUAUUUUGUAUAUAAAAAUCAUUAACCCCCAUU
Messenger RNA from Ostrea edulis (European flat oyster), 1898 nucleotides. RefSeq names its product ALX homeobox protein 1-like. The transcript is spliced from 4 exons. Gene Ontology annotation, biological process: regulation of transcription by RNA polymerase II. Gene Ontology annotation, molecular function: RNA polymerase II transcription regulatory region sequence-specific DNA binding; DNA-binding transcription factor activity, RNA polymerase II-specific. The coding region runs from base 692 to 1651 and encodes 319 amino acids. The record is from RefSeq and is a predicted model, not a curated record. Lineage: Eukaryota; Metazoa; Mollusca; Bivalvia; Ostreida; Ostreidae.